CAUACUGGUUCACCAGCUAGACCUUGGUUAGACCUGGGUCUGCACUUAUUUUGAUUUAGACUUGUCAAGUCUGGACUUGGAUUAGUCCUGAUUCUUGUUUUUCUAAAUCUGGACCAGGGUUAGAAUUAGUUCAGGUUCUGUAAACCUGGUUUGGAUUAGACCUGGAUCUAUAAAUAUGACCGGUUAUAGCUUGCUCUAGCCCUUGAUUAGAUCUGGUUCUUGUUCUAUAAAUCUGGACCAUGUUGGGCCUGUUUUUGAGUGGCCUAAUCCUGAAUUAGACCUGGACCUGUUUCUGUAAAUUUGGACCUGGAUUACACCUGGUACCUGGUACUGGGUCAGACCUAAAAUUCUGUGAAGUGUGGAGGUGGGUCAGCUCUGCUCCUGGACGUGGUUUGGCUCUGUUGGAGGAUCCGAUGGACCGGUGGAGCUGCAGGAUUUGAAGCGACACCCUGACCUGCUGUCAUGCACACGAUCCACCGUCUGUGUCGAGUCUGCAUCGAACAGAACCUCCCGCAGGUGAACGUUGUUCGAGGAAAAGAUGGUUUUGGAUUCACGAUCUGCUCCGACUGUCCGGUCCGAGUCCAGGCCGUCGACUCUGGCGGUCCGGCUCAUCAGGCGGGUCUCCGUCAGGGAGACUCGGUCCUGCAGCUGAACGGACUUCCUGUCGAAACCUGGAAGUGUGUCGACCUUGCCCACGCCAUCAGGAGUUGUCCGUCUCAGAUCGUGCUGGUGGUCUGGAGAGGGUUACCUGAGCUCCGGUCAGGAUGUGAGGCUUCGCUCCGCCCACCUGCACACAACACGGGUCUCCACCUAAACUCCGCCUCCACGCUGGCCAGCGACUCGAGGAAGAAGACAACAGGCAGGAAGCUGCUGCCUCACCCCGCCCACAGUAAGCAUGGCCCCAGAUGGGGUCAGAGGUCGGGGGUGAGGUCCGGUUUAGGGGCUCUGGGUUCUCUGUGGAGGGACAGGAAGGAGGAGCAGGAGGAGGAACAGGAGGAGGAGGAGGAGGUGACUGAGUAUUCACCUCGCACCACCACGCUCAAGGGCACCCGUGUGACAUCAUCACAUGGAGACAAUUACAUCAUCCUGUCACCUGUCAACCCGGGAGAACAGCUGCUGCAGCCGGUUUAUCACGACAGGAACGGAACGAUCGGGCGUCUGUACCAGACUCACCCCAGCAGAGGUCAGAACCUGCUCCACGACCCCCGACCCGGGUUGUCACAGCGACCAUUCACUGGUCACACUUCCACCCUCACCCAUACCCCCCCCACCUCCUCUUCAUCAGCCCAGCCCACCAACUACGGCAACUACCAGAACUGCACCAUCGUCCAGUCACAUCUGCCCUGCUCCACCUACGGAACCUACGUCACCCUGGCACCCAAAACCCUCAUCUUCCCCAUCUUCGUCCAGCCUCUGGAUCUGUGCAGCCCGGACAGAACCCUGCUGAUGUCAGAGGAAAUGGUUCUACACCAGGCUGACCUGCUGCCUGCGAAGGUGACCGUGUUGAUCUACAGUGACCUGCUGCUGUUCACCAGAGAGGACGAAGCUGGACGCUGCAACGUCCUACAGAGCCCACUGUACCUGAACACACUGCAGCUCAGAGAGGUGUCGUCAGAGCCGCUCCAGAUCUACUUCCUGCAGAGCGCGCAGAGCUGCUGGCGCUGUCUCUUCAGUCUGGAGGCCUUCAGCAUCGAGCAGAAGGUCAGGGUCAGUCUCUGUCUCCAUGACAACAUCCAACUACAGCUGGUCGCCCAGGAGAGCGGACACACCCACCAGCUCUCAGACCUCCCCUCAGACCUUGGCCUCCUCUCUCUCCGUCAGUCCGACCUCAUCUAUCAUCCUUCCGCUCCUUACUCCUCUUCUGAUCCUCCCCUCCUCCGCCCCUCCUCCCCCUACUCCUCUCUCUGUGACCCCCUCAGACCUCCCUCCCCCUCCACUUACUCGCCCAGCUCUCCAUUCUCCUCCUCCUCCACUCCUCUUCCCCACUUCUCCUCUCUCGCCCCAUGCACCACGUCUUCCUCACCUCCUUCCAGAACCUUCAUCACCCCACCUCACCUCCUCCCUCCGCCUCCCUCCUCCUCCUCCUCCACCCAGAGGAGUCUGGUCUGGAAGGAGAGAGGAGGAGCAGAGGAAGAGGUGGAAGAGCGGCAGCAAGGAGAGGGGGAGAGCGCCUCGGAAACAUCAGAGAACACCGGAGGUGUAGGGGGGCGGCGCCUCCUGCUCGGCCCCUACCACUUCAACAUGAAGGAGGAGCAGGAGGAGGAGGAGAGUGAUGAAGACGAGGAGGAAGGAGGCGCUGAGGAGUUUCUCCCCUGCUGCAGACCUGCAGUUCUGCGUCGCUCUCUCUCUGAGGGUUCUCUACUGCAGGAGCCUCGAUCGCCCCGCUUCCUGUCCGACACCACCAUCCAUAGACUCACCCGCCCGACGACCUUUGACCUCGACCCCGUCACAUGCCCGGGCCACCGCCCCCCCUCCAUCCACACCCUCAGGAAACAGCUGACCAGAGAGGGCGGGUCUCUGCACCACAUGCUGCUGCUGCUCAACGGCUCCAAGGAUCCGGAGUUCAGAAACCUUCAUCUGAGGAAGAAGACCAAGAGUCUAGCCGCUGAUGUUCGGAGCCGCCUGGCGUUUCUACGGCCACGGAAGAAGAGUACCUGCGUCCAUAGUAACAGUUUGGAGAAAGCCCUGAGAAACAACAGACCGUCUACAAGGGAGGUGCUGAGGUGGGCUGAGAGUCUGGAAGCUCUGCUGACCAAUCAGUAUGGUUUGGCGGUGUUCCGUCACUUCCUGAGGUCAGAGUUCAGCGAGGAGAACCUGGACUUCUGGUUGGCUGUGGAGAGGUUCAAGAGGACACGCCCCCUGAGCAAGAUGGCCACUAGAGCUGCGAAAAUCUACGACGAGUUCAUUUCCACCAGCGCAGCGAGACAGGUGAACGUGGACUCAUCCGUCAGAGAAUCCACCAAUCAGAGCCUGCGUCUUGGCGUUAAACCCUCCUCCUUCCAGCUGGCCCAGGAUCAGAUUUUCGGCUUGAUGGUCACAGACAGUUACCCACGAUUCCUCAGGUCCCGCCUCUACGCCCAGCUGGCCAAUCAGCACACACAUACAGCCACAGAGGUGGCCACUGACAGCGGAGCUGGGUCUGUGCCUGUCGGCCAAUCGUGAGUGAGAAGGCGACAGAGGCGGGGUCAGACUGAUGGUCAACCAAUCGGCUGUCAUCUGUUCCAAGAAGAGCCGGCUAAUUAAAAGAAACUAUCCAGUUGCAUUAUGGGAAAUGUAGGAUCCAGUGUUUUCUCCACCUGCUGCUCAGAUCCUUCACAGCUUCUUUGUUUGUUUCGUAGUGACAGCGAACCUCCUCAGUAUUCUUUGAGUAAUCAGUUUAUCAGCUUUAACCCACUGAGUCAAAUGUUUGUUUCGGUUCUAAAACUUCUAAUUUUAAGUCUGUGAAACCUGAAGUGUUUUAAGUCACUGUUGGAGUUACUCUGUGUUUAAUGCUAAUAAACUAAUGUUAGCAUGCUAGCACACUAAACAAAGAUGGAGAACCUGCUAAACAUCAGCAUGUUAGCAUAUUGAAGUUAGCCUUUAGCCUGCUGAUAUGGUGGUCACACAGGAGAGGCUUGUUGUCCUUCACGUUAUAAAUGUGUUCACUAAAACCAGCAGACGAGCCAAAGAGCUGAAGUCUGAACAUCAGGAUCUUUGGAAAAGAAAUAACGACCGUCUGUUUCUUGAUUUUCUGCCUCAGUAACUUUGUAGUUAGUUAGUGAAGUUUGUGUGAAUUACUAGACUGAAAAUGCUGUUCUGUCACAGAAGAUGAUUAAAAACGUGUAUCUGACGUUUGUCUGCUCACCUGUUGGAUAAAGAGACCGUGAGGAUUGA
This is a messenger RNA of Micropterus dolomieu (smallmouth bass), 3873 nucleotides long. RefSeq names its product regulator of G-protein signaling 3-like. Bases 463 to 3162 code for a protein of 899 amino acids. Gene Ontology annotation, biological process: signal transduction. Gene Ontology annotation, molecular function: protein binding. The record is from RefSeq and is a predicted model, not a curated record. Gene Ontology annotation, cellular component: nucleus; plasma membrane. The transcript is spliced from 18 exons. NCBI's taxonomy places the organism in Eukaryota, Metazoa, Chordata, Actinopteri, Centrarchiformes, Centrarchidae.